UUUUCCCAACAAGCAGAAAUCUGCAGAACCAUCUCCCACCAUGAUGAGCUCUUCAUUGGGCAGCAACCUGUCAGAACUGGACCGACUACUCCUAGAACUGAACGCUGUUCAGCACAAUCCCCCUAGUGGCUUCCCAACAGAUGAAGCCAGCGGGAGCCCCUCCCUGCCCAGUGGGACUGGACCUCACUAUGUUGUCCCAGAGAGCACUAGCUCUUUGGGGGUGAAGGCAGCACCCCCUACAAAAGAGAAGCCAAAGCGGAACGGAGGGCGUGGGAUUGAGGAUGUGCGUCCCAGUGUGGAGAGCCUUUUGGAUGAACUGGAGAGCUCUGUGCCAAGUCCAGU
Molecule: messenger RNA, 342 nt
Organism: Terrapene triunguis (Three-toed box turtle)
Lineage: Eukaryota; Metazoa; Chordata; Testudines; Emydidae
Product: paxillin-like
Exons: 2
Source: RefSeq, a predicted model, not a curated record